AUGCCCUUAGAUAGGAGAAUGGAUGUGAUUAAUCAAUCCAUUCCCAUCAUGAAAAACAUCGUCUCGUCUCCAGUCUUCACUUCUGACAUUCAUAAGUGUUUGGCUGUAUUAGAGUCGGACACUCGAUCGUUUUUGACGGCGCAUCCCAGCGUCGUGUUUACGCUGGCGGAUAAGGGCAACGUCACUGUGGCCAUGGAUAGGGACGUUUACAGAGACAGGAUGACCGAGUUAUUGGGGGACUCAGACACGUAUGUCCCGAUUAAAAGAGAUCCGACCAAAAAGCUUACGUCAGCCUUGAGGUCUAUGCUCACUGGGUGGAAGACCAGAGGUCACAUCAAGGAUUCUGAGUACAAAGCUUUGUACUGCAGUGACGGUUCUCUCCCGAGGGCUUAUGGGCUGCCAAAGAUUCACAAGCCUGAUUGUCCUCUUAGAAUUAUAGUGUCAUCGGUGGGCAGUCCGCUACAUUCUUUGGCUACGUUUUUACACAAGAAAUUAUUUAAAACCAUCCCGAGAGCUGACAGUUAUAUGAAAAACAGUUUUGAACUGGUUGAGAGGCUGAGGGAUGUGCACUUUACGGGGACACAUGAGUUAACGUCUUUGGACGUUACCUCUCUUUUCACGAACGUGCCAACGGAUGUAGCGAUCGACUGCGUUAACGAACAUUGGCCGGCGGUUUCCGGGGAUUGCUCUCUACCCAAGAAAAAAUUUUUGGGAGCGAUACAGUUUGUCCUGGACUCUUCGUUUUUUGUCUUUGACAAUGUUUUUUACAGGCAGAGCUUUGGCACCCCCAUGGGCUCUCCAAUAUCACCGGUGAUAGCGGACUUAGUGUUGAGGAGAUUGGAGACGGUGUCCUUGAUGUCUGUGAAUUUGGACAUUCUAUUCUAUUAUAGAUACGUUGACGACAUAUGCACUGCGUUGCCCCCCUCUCAGAUCGACGUGUUAUUAGAGAGAUUUAAUGCAUUCCAUCCGCGCCUACAGUUUACCGUAGAGAGAGGCGGAAAAACGAUCAAUUUCUUGGAUGUCACUGUGUCUGUCAACAAUAAUCGCUUUAAUUUCGAUUGGUACCGUAAGCCAACGUUUUCAGGCUUUCAACAUGAUAAAAUUAGAAUCCCAGAAUCGCGUAGAAUCUGGAGAUACUGGGAGUGUCUCGGCGCUAAGCUACGCGCAACGACACUGCCGUGGCUACUUUACAUGAGCCGACGAGUUGGGCCAGAUCGAGAGUAUCGGAUCUCAAUAAGAGCUGAAGUGAUCAAGUUCUAA
This is a messenger RNA of Trachymyrmex septentrionalis, 1260 nucleotides long. RefSeq lists its product as uncharacterized. The coding region runs from base 1 to 1260 and encodes 419 amino acids. The transcript has 2 exons. Lineage: Eukaryota; Metazoa; Arthropoda; Insecta; Hymenoptera; Formicidae. The record is from RefSeq and is a predicted model, not a curated record.